UCUUUGGUUGAGCUCUUGCUGCUUCAGCUGUCACCACUGAGGUAUAAUAAGAACGGCUGUCACUGUGCUCAACCCCCUUUCUUUCUCUUCUCAUGCUGAGGGAACAUGGGGUUGAUCACCGGAGUUAUUGCUUUCUUUUACCACUUACCUCAAAUAUACAAAUGGCUAUUCAAGCCUUAUUACAUCUUGUCUAUAUUGAUGUGUUCCGCAUUCCUCAUACUUCGCAAGUGUCCGGGACUUUGCGAAAACCUCAACACAGAACGGGAGGACGGGAACCCAUGCGACUUUGACUGGAGAGAAGUGGAGAUUCUUAUGUUUCUCAGUGCGAUUGUCAUGAUGAAGAACAGAAGAGCCAUCACAUUAGAGCAGCAUGCAGGGAACCUGUUUAUGUUCAGUAAGGUGGCCAACGUCAUCCUCUUCUUCAGGCUGGACAUCAGACUAGGCAUCUUCUACUUCGCUCUGUGUAUUGCAUUCGUCAUGACCUGUAAACCGCCACUCUACAUGGGCCCAGAGUACAUCAAGUACUUCAGUGAAAAGACCAUAGAUGAGGAGCUGAAUCAUGAUACUCGCGUGACGUGGAUCGUUGAGUUCUAUGCUAACUGGUCUCCCGAGUGCCAGUCCUUCGCCCCCGUCUUUGCCGACCUUUCCCUCAAGUAUAACUGUGCAGGACUGCGGUUUGGGAAGAUAGACGCUGGCCGGUACGGAGAGGUGGCUCAGAGGUACAAGGUUAGCACCUCCCCUCUGGCCAAGCAGCUCCCCACAUUGGUGCUUUUCCAGUCAGGGCGGGAGGUCAUGAGACGUCCAAUGGUGGACAAUAAGUGUCGAGCAGUGUCCUGGACUUUCAGCGAGGAGAACAUCAUCCGCGAGUUCAACCUGAACGAGCUCUUUGAGGCAUCAAAGAAGAUAAAGGGUCGUGGCGAGAACAGCCCCUUACCACCAGAGGGCAGCGAAGAGCCUCAACCUGAACCUGACACCCCAGCAGAGAGCAAGAAAGACCAGUAGUGACGAAGGGAGAACAGGGACUAGAUUCCUCUACCAGUCGUGCACACAGUUCACCGCUAGUCAUAUAAUCUGCCUUUGUCUGUUAUAUCGCUGUUGUAUUAUCAGACUACUAGUAUAAAUUAAUUCAAGACUUUGGGCAGAAUGAGCCAUCUAAAACGGAAACAUCUAACCGUCCUAAUUAUUGAUGCCUUAAGGUCCAAUGCAGCAGUUCAAUAGAUUAAGAUUAUUCUGCGUAACAAUUAAGUACCUAAAUCGUGAUCUAUUUCAAACAAAAUGGUUUAAAAAAUAAAAAUAGCAAAAUUCUUGCUUGAGAAAUUAAGACUUUCUGGGAGUGGUUUGAGUGGGGAAGGGAAAACUAGUUAUUGGUAGAGGUUUGGAACUAAUUUACCACAUGGUGAUGUCACCAUGGAAGGCCAAAACUCCCUGAAAUUACAGUAAUUCUUUUCAAACAGCUCCUACACUAAAAGGGCAUUAACAUUAUUUUCACAAUAUUAUUCCAACCUCAGUGUGGAAAUAUAUAUAAAACACAGGAAAAUCUAGUUGGAUUGCACUGGGCCUUUAAAUGAUUUAAAUGAAAAUGCCUUACACUACCAUCUCACUCAUUCAUCCAUAUUAGUUAUUCUGUGACUUUCAGUUCACUUGUUUUUUCAUGUCCUGCUGCUUUUUGGGUCAUAUUUUUCAAGACCAAAGAAUGAAUUCAAACUGACAGUUUGUAGGCUAUAAUCUGUUCUGCCAAAAGUGAAAUAAAACUGUUCAAUGCUCUGAGA
Oncorhynchus kisutch (coho salmon) is the source of this 1769-nucleotide messenger RNA. Its product is annotated as thioredoxin-related transmembrane protein 2-B-like. Gene Ontology annotation, biological process: brain development. The coding region runs from base 106 to 1002 and encodes 298 amino acids. The transcript is spliced from 8 exons. Gene Ontology annotation, molecular function: disulfide oxidoreductase activity. Gene Ontology annotation, cellular component: membrane-bounded organelle. The record is from RefSeq and is a predicted model, not a curated record. NCBI's taxonomy places the organism in Eukaryota, Metazoa, Chordata, Actinopteri, Salmoniformes, Salmonidae.